Molecule: messenger RNA, 1796 nt
Organism: Selaginella moellendorffii
Lineage: Eukaryota; Viridiplantae; Streptophyta; Lycopodiopsida; Selaginellales; Selaginellaceae
Product: sodium-dependent phosphate transport protein 1, chloroplastic
Exons: 11
Coding region: 83-1744 (553 amino acids)
Biological process (GO): transmembrane transport
Molecular function (GO): transmembrane transporter activity
Source: RefSeq, a predicted model, not a curated record
CACCAGAGGGAAACAAGGCGCCAGCGCGCUACCAAAAUGUACUAGGGUUUUGCCGAUCGACUCGCAGGGCGAGGAUCGAUCUAUGGCGCCCGAGGGAUCGGCUCUAGUCGCAAUGUCGGCCGCGAUGUCGUGCGGCCAGCUCCAUCGCCUCAAAGGGAUGCAACAAAGGAGGAAACCAGCUGGGAAACAAAUUCCAUUCUUCCAUGGCAAUGUUUGCUCCAAGAGUUUUCUUCUAGGCAGCAGAGGUCUAGAAGGAAAACUCGUUCUUUGGACGAAUCCAAGGCUAAGGCCGAGCAGGAGAAAAAUGGUGACAUACUGCUGGGGGACUUCUUCGCCUGGUUCCGAGAGUAUAGAUCAGUUGGAGAGCGAGAAAAAAUCCAACGAGGAGCCUGCCGUGGAAAUCAAUUCCAGUAAAGGAACUUCCAGCGAUGAAAGCCACUCGUUCACCACUACUGCUAGCGUGGAGGACGACAAACCAAAGUCCUGGUUCGACAGGAUACCAAAGCGAUGGCAGAUUGUAGCCUUGUGCUUCUUUGCAUUCCUCCUGUGCAACAUGGAUCGGGUGAAUAUGAGCAUUGCUAUUCUCCCAAUGGCUUCCGAGUUCCAUUGGAACUCCACCACAGUCGGUUUAGUGCAAUCGUCAUUCUUUUGGGGAUAUCUUCUCACACAGAUUGCUGGAGGUGUGUGGGCAGACAGCAUUGGAGGGAAGAAAGUUUUAGGAUUCGGAGUGAUAUGGUGGUCAGUAGCAACAGUUUUGACUCCUCUAGCAGCAAAACUUGGCCUGCCAGUGCUAUUCGCGGUCCGAGCUUGCAUGGGAAUUGGCGAGGGCGUUGCAAUGCCUGCAAUGAAUAAUCUUCUCUCUCGUUGGAUUCCGGUGACCGAACGCAGUAGAUCGCUUGCCUUGGUGUACAGUGGAAUGUAUCUUGGAUCGGUGACAGGACUUGCGUUUUCUCCCGCCUUGAUUCACAAGUAUAACUGGCCCUCAGUUUUCUUCACGUUUGGUUCGUUGGGAGCGGUCUGGUUUACAUUCUGGCAGAAAAACGCAUAUAGCUCGCCUGCGGAAGAUAUCACGCUUUCGGAGGAAGAGAAGAAUUACAUACUCGGAGAUAGCGCCCAAGAGAAAGUAGCUAUAGGCGAGAUACCCUGGGGUCAGCUUCUAUCUGAACCAUCUGUGUGGGCGCUAAUAGUUUGUCACUUUUGCCACAACUGGGGGACUUUCAUUCUCUUGACAUGGAUGCCGACGUACUACAACCAGGUUUUGGGAUUCAAUCUGAUGGAAUCCGGAAUGUUUUCAGUCCUUCCUUGGUUGACAAUGGCGUUGUCCUCUAAUCUUGGGGGAUGGAUAGCUGACAAUCUUGUAAAGAGGGGAGUUUCGGUCACACUUGUUCGGAAGGUGAUGCAAUCCAUUGGUUUUCUUGGCCCGGCUUUUUUCCUUACGCAGCUUAGCCAUAUCCGUUCGCCUUCUGGUGCUGUUCUGUGUAUGAUGGCUUCCCAGGGUUUGGAUGCUUUCUCGCAGUCGGGAUUGUAUUCCAACCAUCAAGAUAUUGGCCCUCGCUAUGCGGGAGUAUUGCUCGGACUCUCCAAUACUGCGGGAGUUCUUGCUGGUGUCAUAGGAACUGCUGCAACAGGAUACAUCUUGCAGCAUGGGACAUGGGAUGACGUCUUCAAAGUAGCAGUCGCAUUGUAUUUAGUGGGAACAGUUGUUUGGAACCUUUUCUCAACAGGAGAGCGAGUUAUCGACUGACAAAAAAUGUUUUUCCCGAUUAGUAAAUCAAUAACGUAAAUUGCGGGGAGUU